This is a messenger RNA of Arabidopsis arenosa, 890 nucleotides long. NCBI's taxonomy places the organism in Eukaryota, Viridiplantae, Streptophyta, Magnoliopsida, Brassicales, Brassicaceae. The record is from the annotation of a GenBank genome assembly.
UCUUUGUAGAGAGAUUCUGCUUCUAUAUGGCUUCCUCUUACGCAUCAUUCUCUACUGUCUUCAAUGGUUUCGCUGCAAACCCACCUCCGAAUUCUUCGGCUUUUCUCGUCCCUUCAUUGAGAUUCUCCACGGGACCAUCAAAAACUCGGAAUCUGGGUAAUGGGGUUUCCCUGAAAUCGUCGAAUAAUCAUAAUUAUCUAGUCAAAUCCAGAAAUGUUGGUGUUUAUGCAAGAGCUGCUGCAGAGAAGACUGUUCACGAUUUCACUGACAUAGAUGGGAAUGAUGUUUCUCUGGACAAAUUCAAAGGAAAACCUCUGUUGAUCGUUAACGUCGCUUCAAGAUGUGGUUUGACAUCAUCAAAUUACUCGGAGCUUUCUCAUCUGUACGAAAAAUACAAGAACCAAGGAUUUGAGAUUCUAGCUUUCCCUUGCAAUCAAUUUGGAGGUCAAGAACCCGGUUCAAACCCUGAGAUCAAGCAAUUUGCUUGCACCCGAUUCAAAGCGGAGUUCCCUAUAUUCGACAAGGUUGAUGUCAAUGGACCAAGCACAGCUCCAAUCUACAAGUUCUUGAAAUCUAAUGCUGGUGGUUUUCUUGGUGAUAUCAUCAAAUGGAACUUUGAGAAAUUCUUGGUUGAUAAGAAGAGCAAAGUUGUCGAGAGAUACCCUCCCACGACUUCUCCUUUCCAAAUCGAGAAGGACAUCCAGAAGUUGCUUGCGGCUUAAAUUUAAUGUUGGCAUAUGUGGAUAAAUAGAGAGAAAGAGAUACAAUUGCUAGUUCAUCAACCGGCAAGUGGUACAAAUUUCCAGGUUAUUUAUUGUUGGUAUACCAGAAAUUGAGAUGAACAUGUAAACCCUUUCUUUCUGUAACGGAAAUAAAAUUAUAUAUAUGAU